Messenger RNA from Meloidogyne enterolobii, 1110 nucleotides. Lineage: Eukaryota; Metazoa; Nematoda; Chromadorea; Rhabditida; Meloidogynidae. The record is from the annotation of a GenBank genome assembly.
AUGGGUUCUUAUGCUGAACGUCUCGAUCAAUCGCUAAAAAUACUUGAAAAUGUUUCCGUUGAUUCAACCGAUUCAAAGCUUCAACCAACUUCUUCUUUAAAAUCAAGGAGGAAUCCAAAAAUUUCAUUUGAACCUGAAAAACAUGCUUUGUCUGAGCUUUCCAUAUUGUUAACAAAUUUGGAUUCUCUUGGUGCUGUUGGAAAUCAACAAAUUAGCCGUGAAAAAUUGAGCCGAGCGAUUGCAGUUCUCUUUCAAUUUAUUAACCAUCCUGAGCAAAGUCUUCGCUUUUUGGCUGACCAAAUAUUAGACGAAAUUUUUAGAAAAUUUGUUCUUAAAUUUCAAGCACCAAAGGUUAUUGCUUAUUUACUGACUGAAUUGGACAAGAAGAAAUCUCCUGGGCGUUUGAUUUGUUCCGUUUUACAAAAAUUAAGUUGGGUAGCUGUUUACACAAGAGCACAAAGAGCAGACCAGGAUGAUUCUGUUCAACAAGCAAUUCAGCGAUAUUUUCCUGUAAUAUUUGAUUAUUUUGGUCCUUUUAUUUCUGCUUCGCAUACGGAACGGGCUACUGAAUUGUUUAAUGUUGCGAUGAAGAAUUUAAGUUCGGGUGGUGUUAAAAAUAGAGCUGCCUCGACUGUUAUUAGUUGUCUUGCUAAAUUUGUGCCUUCUAUUCUUCAUAAAUCAUUCUAUCAACUAUCUGAUAUAAUCCUGCAAGGUAGAGAUGAUGAUGAACAACAUCAACAUGAAAUUUCUGGUGCUUUAAAUACUCUUUCCGUAAUUUUACCAUUUGUGUUGGAAAAUACGAAUCAAAAUUUGGCUUUCAUGUUGAAAAAGUUACUAUGUCGAGUACUUUGUUGUCUUUAUAGUCGCGGAAAUGAAGUUGUUCUUGCUUCCCUCGAAUUUUUACAAAAAUUUGUUUCAAAACACCAACAAUUUAGGGAUUCUAUUCAACAAUUAGCUCAAUUUGAUCCUUUAUUUGUUCAAAUGCUUGGAUCUGAGGAAAGAUCUACUUUAAAAUCAAAUAUUUAUUGUGUUGAUGAACAAAGACCAAGUUGUUCUAAAAGUUUUGAAAAAGAAUUGGAAGAAGGUAAUUUUUAUAAUUUAACUUUUUAA